Molecule: messenger RNA, 4839 nt
Organism: Rhea pennata
Lineage: Eukaryota; Metazoa; Chordata; Aves; Rheiformes; Rheidae
Gene: ATP2A2
Product: ATPase sarcoplasmic/endoplasmic reticulum Ca2+ transporting 2
Exons: 20
Coding region: 258-3386 (1042 amino acids)
Biological process (GO): intracellular calcium ion homeostasis; calcium ion transmembrane transport
Cellular component (GO): membrane
Molecular function (GO): P-type calcium transporter activity; ATP binding; ATP hydrolysis activity
Source: RefSeq, a predicted model, not a curated record
UUCGCCUUUUAAAUUUUUUUUUUUUUGAUUUUUUUUUUGGCCCCCUCUCGCCUGUUGGGCAGAGCGGGGCGCGGAGGCGGGCUCGGGGGGCUGCUCUCUGCUGCCGGAGAGGUCUAUGGUGAUAGCACGGGGGCGGCCGGGCAGAAAGCGAGGCGCCGAGGGGGCUGAGGAGGGGGUUCGCCGCCGCGCCCGCCGCCGCUGAGGAGGAGGAGGAGGAGGAAGAGGCGAGGCACCAUUUGCUGCUCCCUGCCCCAGCCAUGGAGAACGCUCACACAAAGACUGUGGAGGAAGUUUUGGCUUAUUUCGGUGUCAACGAAAGCACCGGGCUCAGCUUGGAGCAAGUGAAGAAGCUGAAGGAGAAAUGGGGCUCCAACGAAUUACCAGCUGAGGAAGGAAAAACCUUACUUGAGCUUGUGAUUGAACAGUUUGAAGACUUACUAGUUAGAAUUCUGUUGCUGGCAGCUUGCAUAUCUUUUGUCCUGGCCUGGUUUGAAGAAGGUGAAGAAACAAUCACAGCAUUUGUAGAGCCUUUUGUAAUCUUACUUAUAUUAGUAGCCAAUGCAAUUGUGGGAGUAUGGCAGGAAAGAAAUGCUGAAAAUGCUAUUGAAGCUCUUAAAGAAUACGAACCUGAAAUGGGCAAAGUAUAUCGACAAGAUCGAAAAAGUGUACAGAGAAUUAAAGCAAGAGACAUUGUCCCAGGUGAUAUUGUAGAAGUGGCAGUUGGAGAUAAGGUUCCGGCUGAUAUAAGAAUUACUUCUAUCAAAUCUACAACUCUAAGGGUAGACCAGUCAAUUCUCACAGGUGAAUCUGUAUCUGUUAUUAAACAUACUGACCCUGUGCCUGAUCCUCGUGCCGUAAACCAAGACAAGAAGAAUAUGCUUUUUUCUGGUACUAACAUUGCUGCUGGUAAAGCUAUGGGAGUGGUUAUUGCAACAGGAGUAAACACUGAAAUUGGCAAAAUUCGUGAUGAGAUGGUGGCUACUGAACAAGAGAGAACUCCACUCCAACAGAAACUGGAUGAAUUUGGCGAGCAGCUGUCUAAAGUCAUCUCACUUAUCUGCAUUGCUGUUUGGAUAAUAAACAUCGGUCACUUCAAUGAUCCAGUUCAUGGUGGCUCCUGGAUUCGAGGUGCUAUCUAUUACUUUAAAAUUGCUGUUGCUCUUGCUGUUGCUGCUAUUCCUGAGGGUCUGCCUGCUGUCAUUACCACCUGCUUGGCUCUUGGAACUCGCAGAAUGGCCAAGAAGAAUGCUAUUGUUAGAAGUCUUCCCUCAGUGGAAACCUUGGGGUGCACCUCGGUUAUUUGUUCUGACAAGACUGGUACUCUGACCACCAAUCAGAUGUCAGUUUGCAGGAUGUUUGUCCUGGACCGAGUAGAAGGAGAUAGCUGUUCUCUGAAUGAAUUUACUGUAACAGGUUCAACAUAUGCUCCCAUGGGAGAAGUGCAUAAAGAUGACAAACUUAUUAAAUGUAGCCAGUAUGACGGUCUUGUGGAACUUGCAACGAUCUGUGCACUCUGUAAUGAUUCUUCUUUGGAUUACAAUGAAGCAAAGGGAGUAUAUGAAAAAGUUGGCGAAGCCACAGAGACAGCACUUACCUGUCUGGUUGAAAAGAUGAAUGUAUUUGACACGGACUUGAAAGGACUUUCUAGAAUUGAACGUGCAAAUGCUUGCAACUCGGUGAUAAAACAACUUAUGAAGAAAGAGUUCACUCUAGAAUUCUCAAGAGACAGGAAAUCAAUGUCUGUCUACUGCACACCGAACAAACCAAGCCGUACAUCCAUGAGCAAGAUGUUUGUUAAGGGUGCUCCUGAAGGUGUAAUCGACAGAUGUACGCAUGUCCGUGUUGGAAAUGCUAAAAUACCAUUAACAUCAGGAAUUAAGCAGAAAAUAAUGUCUGUUAUUAGAGAGUGGGGAACUGGCAGAGACACACUGCGCUGCUUGGCUCUAGCAACCCAUGACAAUCCACCCAGAAAAGAAGAAAUGAAUCUUGAGGACUCCUCAAAUUUCAUCAAUUAUGAGACCAACUUGACAUUUGUUGGUUGUGUGGGUAUGCUGGAUCCUCCAAGAAUUGAAGUAGCUUCAUCUAUAAAGCUGUGUAAACAAGCUGGUAUUAGAGUUAUUAUGAUCACUGGUGAUAAUAAAGGCACAGCAGUAGCCAUUUGCCGUCGGAUCGGUAUCUUUGUGGAAGAUGAAGAUGUUUCUACAAAAGCCUUUACUGGCCGUGAAUUUGAUGAACUUUCGCUAGCUGCACAGAGAGAUGCCUGUCACCAUGCCCGCUGCUUUGCCCGGGUAGAACCUUCCCACAAGUCUAAAAUUGUUGAGUUUCUUCAGUCUUUUGAUGAGAUUACAGCUAUGACAGGUGAUGGUGUCAAUGAUGCUCCUGCACUGAAGAAAGCAGAAAUUGGAAUUGCUAUGGGGUCUGGUACUGCAGUGGCUAAAACUGCUUCUGAAAUGGUUUUAGCAGAUGAUAAUUUCUCAACUAUUGUAGCUGCUGUGGAAGAAGGACGUGCAAUUUAUAACAACAUGAAACAAUUCAUCCGUUACCUGAUCUCCUCCAAUGUUGGAGAAGUUGUUUGUAUCUUCUUGACUGCUGCUCUGGGUUUUCCUGAAGCUCUAAUUCCUGUCCAACUGUUAUGGGUAAACCUUGUGACGGAUGGUCUCCCUGCUACUGCUCUGGGCUUUAAUCCUCCUGAUCUUGAUAUCAUGAAUAAGCCUCCCCGCAACCCAAAAGAGCCACUGAUCAGUGGAUGGCUCUUCUUCCGUUACCUAGCUAUUGGAUGUUAUGUUGGAGCUGCUACAGUGGGUGCUGCUGCUUGGUGGUUUAUCGCUGCUGAUGGUGGUCCAAGAGUAACCUUUUAUCAACUGAGCCAUUUUCUGCAGUGCAAAGAGGACAACCCAGAUUUCUCAGGUGUCGACUGUGUGGUUUUUGAGUCUCCAUAUCCUAUGACAAUGGCGCUGUCUGUUCUUGUCACUAUAGAGAUGUGCAAUGCUCUCAACAGUUUAUCAGAAAAUCAGUCCUUAAUGAGGAUGCCCCCAUGGGAAAAUAUCUGGCUGGUGGGCGCUAUUUGCUUGUCCAUGUCACUCCACUUCCUUAUCCUUUAUGUGGAACCGCUGCCAAUUAUCUUCCAGAUCACACCUCUGAAUGUGACACAAUGGCUGAUGGUGUUGAAAAUCUCACUACCUGUCAUUCUGCUGGACGAAACACUUAAAUACGUGGCCCGUAACUACCUGGAACCUGGUAAAGAUAGUGUGCGGCCUGCCACCAAACCAUGUUCUUUGUCAGCAUGCACCGAAGGAGUUUCCUGGCCGUUUGUGUUCAUUACUAUGCCCCUGGUUAUCUGGCUUUACAGCACAGACACUAACUUUAGUGAUAUGUUCUGGUCUUGACUGACAUGGUGACCGUUUUACAUUCAAAGAAAAAGUUUAACUUAAUCAAUUUUUUUAUUAUUUAGAGCAACUGUCUAUUUCUGCUGAAUUUUCACAUGAACAUAUUUGCCGGUGAUGGAGGUUUCAUACUCUUGAUUUUGUUUUUGUUUUUUUUUGCUUUUUCUGACUUCAGUGGGGGCAAUAUAUUCCUCUUUUAUACACAGUUAAAGUGUCCAUUGAUGUGUACAGAGAACUAACACUAUUUUAUGCAAAUAUUUUUUUGUAGAUGAGAAGCAUGUACAGUGUUCUGUUCAAUAGUCUGUUCAUCCUGUAAAAAAUUUUUUUUGAGCCAGCGGACACUAUCGAACUAAAUUGGCAGCAGAUUUUAGGGAAUGAAUGUGUGUUGUCUAAAACUAAAAAAGCAUGUAACUGUUUGUCUUCUGCAUGAUCAUCCAAACUUAGUUUGUCAUAUAGUCAGGUUUUACUCAUAAGCUGAGCUUUCUGCACUGGGUAGACAGUACUGCUACCUCAGUCAGGAUUUCUUCUUGGUUUGCCCCUCUUCCAGCUCCCUCACUUCUGGUUCUUGACUGUCCUUGUUUACAGCAGUUUCUGUAUGAGGUAUGCCUAGUCUUGCUCGUGCAGAAAAUACCAUUCCAGGUGCAGCCUGCUGGGUUCUUCCAUAUUCUCAACAUGCGUAGGGUUUUUUUUUAAGAUUAUUUAUUUAAGUGUCUAUUGUAUUUUAUUGUAACAGACCUUGUUUUGCCAGUGUUGCCCAUUUUGCAGGGAUAAGGAGGGCUAUUUCAGUCUAUUAAAUCAAAACCAAGCCUUUUUACUAACACAACCUGUUUGAGUUCCAAAAGAGAAUUUAAGUUGAAUUUUGAUACCUUAUUUACAUGCAUUGGAUCUUUUUUGUUUGUUUGGGUUUUUUGUUUUUUUUUUUUUUUUUUUUGUUUGUUUGUUUGUUUUGUUUUGGUCUCCCUCCCCCUUAAAAAAAAAAAAAAAGGCAAAAAAAAAGCAAAACUUUGAUAAUCAGACCUGGAAAAAUAACUUGCACUGCAUAGCUAGAAAUUGGAUUUUCUAUACUUAGGGCACUAAUGAUCAGUUGUAUACAUGGAGUUACUCUGCUGGCCUGUUGUUAGCCUGACUUGAAGUAACAAGCUCGUGUGUGUGUUUUGUAAAAUCUGUAAAUAGCACAUGACCAAAUUGAACAUAUUGUAUAGAACUAUUUUUAUUUUAAUGUGGCACUAACCACCUUCAUUAUUACGAUAAAUGUUAAAGCAUGUUUUCAAAUUCAGUCCUGUAUCAACAAUGUGUAAGUCAUUAACAGUCCUAACUGUGGUGUUUUUCUCCAAUGCCUUCCAACUUUCAUCGACUAAAGUGAGUAUUUCUCUUCCAUUUCACCAUACCAGUGGUGACUUGCUGUAAAAUAGCAUAUGCUGUAUACAUGUCAAAGAAUAAAUAGUAAUUUCCUUCA